This is a messenger RNA of Kockovaella imperatae, 1401 nucleotides long. RefSeq lists its product as hypothetical. Bases 314 to 1099 code for a protein of 261 amino acids. Lineage: Eukaryota; Fungi; Basidiomycota; Tremellomycetes; Tremellales; Cuniculitremaceae. The transcript has a single exon. The record is from RefSeq and is a predicted model, not a curated record.
CCGGUCAACUUCAGCCAUCCAUCUCUCCUCCGUCAUCUUUCUACCCAACGUCUUAACAAGACUGACAUGUCACCAGCUCACUCUCAUAAAAGGGCUUUCUGCGACUCUGACGAGGUGAGUGGAUGCGAAUCAACAGUCUGCAGCGGAGCAUCACUGAGACUAUUUGCCCCGCCCUUGCUAGUCUGAUUCUGGUUGCGGCGACGAUCCCCAGGAACUCGCCGCAAAGCAACGAUGUGUGCGAGACGAUUCGACCAAGGACCACUCCAGCGGCGAAGCUCAGCAUACGAGUGACUCUCGGCAACCGACAGACAUCAUGAGGCGAAUGUCAUCCUCCUCAGCAGUCAACCAGCCAGAAGCCUCGAAGGAUGAGAGAUCGGAUAUGAAGAGUACUCAAAAAGGCAACGGCCAAAGCGUUGGUUCGGUCGAGCCUGUGGCAAACAUGACUGGCCACUCAGAGACUCCUGGCUCUCACACAAAUGGCCCGUCAUCGGACAUUGCCCUCGACGGUGAAGCGACUGUACCUGACAAGAACAUGCAAUCUUUGAUCGACACAAUGGUGCACUGUCAAGCCUUGCUGAAGACGACGAUGGCACAAUACAAAGGCUUCGCUGAGGACAUGCUUGCAACUGUCAAGAAAGAGAACGAACACGAGGUCACUCAAGAAAGGACCAGGGCUGAGGUAGCGCUGGCGGAUCUCGCAAUGUCGAAAUUGCAGCGAGAAAAGGAUAUCAAGGGCCACAUGGAAAGGAUCAACGAACUUCAGGAGGCCCUGGACACGAAGACCAGAGAAGCGAGUCAGGCGGCGAAGGCUCUCGAAUCCGCGAACAACAAGGUCGAGGGACUACAGUUCAGUUUGGAAGCCGCGGCCAAGAAGGGCUUGGGCCACCAAAGUCACGCCAAGAGAGUAGCGAGAGAGAAGGAGGAGUUGAGAGACAAGGCGGAGUCGGAUAAGCGAUCCUUUGAGAGGGAUCUGGCCAGCCGUAUGGUACGAAUAAAGUCGCUCGAAGCGACUAUCGAAACCAUGAAGCGGCAGAAGGAGAGGGAGAUCAAGGGCUUCCGGAGAAGAAAAAAAGGCUGGAAGAGCUUCUGGCAGAGAUAGACAAAGAGUUCAAGACGCUCAAGAAGGCACCCAGCAAGGAGGCAGACGACGCACCUAGUGAGAGCAAUGAGAUCGAAAUCUCCGGACUACAGCGUAGACCUUAAUGGCUGGAGAUUCACAUGGUUCGGUAGGAUCACCGUGAGAGUAGCCUACUCGAAGUGAGGCUCGCCGGAAUUGACCUCGCUUCAUCGGCGACGGAAGCCGAAUGGAUGACACCGAGCAAGGCCAAUGUCGAGCAAGAUACUGGGGACAAGGGGAGUCUUACGAGUCUCAUGCCCGGCUGGGAGGUGACGAUUCGAGCA